AUGGAAGAAGAUGAAGAGACAGAUGUGAGCGGUGAUGUGCAGUAUAAGGAGCACAUUCCUACAGGUAACCGGCCAGCCGUGGCCACGCCCCCUCGUGCUGUCAUGCCACAACCACUGCGCCAGGAAUCUGGACCAUUUUCAUGUCCAGAAUGUGGGAAAUGUUUUACUGACAAAUCAUAUCUUGUUCAACAUCAAAGAACUCACACAGGGGAGAAGCCAUUUUCAUGUCCAGAAUGUGGGAAAUGUUUUCCUUUUAAAUCAGGUCUUGUUGUACAUCAAAAAACUCACACAGGAGAGAAGCCAUUUUCAUGUCCAGAAUGUGGGAAAUGUUUUCCUUUUAAAUCAAAUCUUAUUCAACAUCAAAGAACUCACACAGGAGAGAAGCCAUUUUCAUGUGCAGAAUGUGGGAAAUGUUUUUCUGAUAAAUCAAGUCUUAUUCAACAUCAAAGAACUCACACAGGGGAGAAGCCAUUUUCAUGUGCAGAAUGUGGGAAAUGUUAUACUGUGAAAUCAAGUCUUGUUCAACAUCAAAUAACUCACACAGGGGAGAAGCCAUUUUCAUGUUCUAAAUGUGGGAAAUGUUUUACUCAGCAGGGGCAUCUUGUUGAACAUCAGAAAAUUCACACUGGAGAGAAACCAUUUUUAUGUUCAAAAUGUGGUAAAUGUUUUAUUCAGAAAUCAGUUCUUGUUCAACAUCAAAGAACUCACACAGGGGAGAAGCCAUUUUCAUGUUCACAAUGUGGCAACUGCUUUACUAGGAAAUCAAAUCUUGUUCAACAUCAAAGAACUCACACAGGGGAGAAGCCAUUUUCAUGUUCAGAAUGUGGGAAAUGUUUUACUGAAAAAUCAGGUCUUGUUCAACAUCAAAGAACUCACACAGGGGAGAAGCCAUUUUCAUGUUCACAAUGUGGGAACUGCUUUACUAAGAAAUCAAAUAUUGUUAAACAUCAAAGAACUCACACAGGAGAGAAGCCAUUUUCAUGUUCAGAAUGUGGGAAAUGUUUUACUUGCAAAGGAGAUGUUACUCGACAUCAAAGAACUCACACAGGAGAGAAGCCAUUUUCAUGUUCAGAAUGUGGGAAAUGUUUUACUGAAAAAUCUAAUCUUCUUAAACAUCAGAAAACUCACACAGGAGAGAAUGCAUUUUCAUGCUCAGAAUGUGGGAAAAGUUUUACUGAGAAAUCACAUCUUGUUCAACAUCAAAAAACUCACACAGGAGAGAAGCCAUUUUCAUGCUCAGAGUGUGGGAAAUGUUUCACUGACAAAUCAGGUCUUGUUAAACAUCAAAGAACUCACACAGGGGAGAAGCCAUUUUCAUGUGCAGAAUGUGGGAAAUGUUUUACUCAGCAAUCACAUCUUACGGAGCAUCAAAGAAUUCACACAGGGGAUAAUCCAUAUUCAUGCUCAGAAUGCGGGAAAUGUUUUAUUAAGAAAUCACAUCUUGUUCAACAUAAAAGAACUCACACAGGGGAGAAGCCAUUUUCAUGUUCAGUAUGUGGAAAAUGUUUUAAUGACAAAUCAAUUCUUGUUCAACAUCAAAGAACUCACACAGGGGAAAAGCCAUUUUCAUGUUCAGAAUGUGGGAAAUGUUUUACUUCGAAAUCAGGUGUUACUCGACAUGAAAGAACUCACACAGCGGAGAAACUAUUUUCAUGUUCAGAAUGUGAGAAAUGUUUUACUAAUGAAUCAGGUCUUGUUGUACAUCAAAGAACUCACACAGGGGUGAAGCCAUUUUCAUGUUCAGAAUGUGAGAAAUGUUUUACUAAUGAAUCAGGUCUUGUUGUACAUCAAAGAACUCACACAGGGGUGAAGCCAUUUUCAUGUUCAGAAUGUGGAAAAUGUUUUCCUGGGAAAAAAAAUCUUGUUCAACAUCAAAGCACUCACAGGACGGACAAGCUAUUUUCAUGUUCAGAAUGUGAGAAAAGUUUUACUAAUAAAACAGGUCUUGUUGUACAUCAAAGAACUCACACAGGGGAGAAGCCAUUUUUAUGUUCACAAUGUGGGAAAUGUUUUACUUGGAAAUCAGAUGUUACUCGACAUCAAAGAACUCACACAGGGGAGAGACCAUAUUCAUGUUCAGAAUGUAGAAAGUGUUUUCCUGACAAAUCAAGUCUUCUUAGACAUCAAAGAACUCACACAGGGGAGAAGCCAUUUUCAUGUUUAGAAUGUGGUAAAUGUUUUACUCGGAAAUCAGACCUUGUUGUACAUCAAAGAACUCACACAGGGGAGAAACCAUAUUCAUGCUCAGAAUGUGGGAAAUGUUUUACUUUUAAAUCAGGUCUUGUUACACAUCAGAGAUAUCACACAGGAGAGAAGCCAUUUUCAUGUUCAGAAUGUGGAAAACGUUUUCCUUAUAAAUCACAGCUUGAUAAUCAUCAGAAAAUUCACACAGGGGAGAAACCAUUUUCAUGUUUAGAAUGUGGGAAAUGUGUUACUUCUAAAUCAAAUCUUGUUGAACAUGAAAGAACUCACACAGGAGAGAAACCAUGUAAAUGUUCAGAAUGUGGAAAAGGUUUUACUUUGAAGUCAAAUCUUUCUAGACAUCAAAGAAUUCAUAGUGGAGAGAAGCCAUUUUCAUGUUCAGAAUGUGGAAAACGUUUUCCUUCUAAAUCAAAGCUUGAUAAUCAUCAGAAAAUUCACACAGGGGAGAAACCAUUUUCAUGUUUAGAAUGUGGGAAAUGUUUUACUUCUAAAUCAAAUCUAGUUGAACAUCAAAGAACUCACACAGGAGAGAAACCAUUUUCAUGUUCAGAAUGUGGGAAAUGUUUUACUCAGAAAUCAAGUUUUGUUGUACAUAAAAAAACUCACACAGAGGAGAAACCAUUUUGCUGUGCAGAGUGUGGGAAAUGUUUUAUAUUGAAAUCACAACUUGUUCAACAUCAAAGAACUCACACAGGAGAGAAGCCAUUUUCAUGUUCAAAAUGCGGGAAAUGUUUUACUCGGAAAUUAGGUCUUCUUCAACAUCAAAGAACUCACACAGGAGAGAAGCCAUUUUCAUGCUUAGAAUGUAGAAAAUGUUUUACUCGGCAUUCAUAUCUUGUUCAACAUCAAAGAACUCACACAGGGGAGAAGUCAACUCAGAGCAAUAAAUGAUGCAGAAAACACAUCUAUAUAUUAAAGGGGUACUCCUCCCCUGGAUAUCUUAUCCCCUAUCCAAGGAUGGAGAUAAGAUAUCUGAUUGCAGGGGUCCCGCUGCUGGGGACCCCCGCGAUCUCUCCUGCAGCCCCCCGAGUCAUCAGCUC
Messenger RNA from Hyla sarda, 3242 nucleotides. RefSeq names its product zinc finger protein 850-like. The record is from RefSeq and is a predicted model, not a curated record. Gene Ontology annotation, biological process: regulation of immune system process; negative regulation of transcription by RNA polymerase II; regulation of cytokine production. Lineage: Eukaryota; Metazoa; Chordata; Amphibia; Anura; Hylidae. The coding region runs from base 1 to 3093 and encodes 1030 amino acids. The transcript has 8 exons.